Messenger RNA from Oppia nitens, 1099 nucleotides. Its product is annotated as probable dimethyladenosine transferase. NCBI's taxonomy places the organism in Eukaryota, Metazoa, Arthropoda, Arachnida, Sarcoptiformes, Oppiidae. Bases 118 to 1038 code for a protein of 306 amino acids. Gene Ontology annotation, biological process: rRNA methylation. The transcript has 2 exons. The record is from RefSeq and is a predicted model, not a curated record. Gene Ontology annotation, molecular function: rRNA (adenine-N6,N6-)-dimethyltransferase activity. Gene Ontology annotation, cellular component: mitochondrial matrix.
CAGUGCCAUCCAUUGACAUGACUUGUAAUGUAAUCAAAACAUGUGUACAACAAACACAUGUGUUGUGUAUGUAUUGAAUGUGUGAUUGUUUUGUUGAGUUAUUAAGUGAUAAAUAAAAUGCCGAAAAUCAGGUCCGACAAGAAGUGUCGCCCACAUAAAGAUGUCCAGAAACAAGGCAUCGGAUUUGAUAAGACUUUGGGUCAACACAUACUCAAGAAUCCACAAGUUAUCACAAGUAUGAUUGAAAAGGCCAGUUUGAGGCCAUCGGAUGUAGUGCUCGAAGUGGGUCCGGGAACGGGUAAUAUGACCGUUCAAUUGUUGGAAAAUUGCAAACAAGUGGUGGUCUGUGAAGUCGAYACAAGACUGGUCGCUGAGCUCCAGAAGAGAGUCCAAUCAACACCAUUGCAAAACAAAUUAAAGAUAACAGUCGGAGACGUCCUCCACAAAGAGUUGCCAUUCUUUGAUGUUUGUGUGGCUAAUCUUCCCUAUCAGAUAUCGUCGCCAUUUAUCUUCAAAUUAUUACUUCAUCGACCAUUCUUUAGGUGUGCUGUUCUUAUGUUUCAGAAAGAGUUUGCACAGCGAUUAGUUGCAAAAGCCGGUGAUAAGCUAUACUGUAGACUAUCGGUUAAUACACAACUAUUAGCCAGAGUAGACAUAUUGAUGAAAGUGGCCAAAAAUAACUUUAGACCGCCGCCGAAGGUCGAGUCGAGUGUCAUAAGAUUAGAACCAAUUAAUCCGCCGCCAAAUAUCAAUUUCAAAGAAUGGGAUGGAUUGUUAAGGAUAUGCUUUCAGCGCAAAAAUAAGACACUUUCGGCUCAAUUUAAACAUAAUUAUGUCAUCGAUAUGUUGAGCCAUAAUUAUCGGGUCCACUGUUCACUCAAUAAUAUUUCAAUUGAUAACAACUUUGACAUCAAAGACAAUAUACAGAAAAUACUAAAAGAUAACGAAAUGGAUGAUAAAAGAUCGCGAACUAUGGAUAUCGACCACUUCUUAAUACUUCUUCAUGCUUUCAAUAGUCAAGGAUUUCAUUUUACUUGAUUUUUAAUUACUUUAUUUAUACUUAAUUAAUAAAAUUUUAUUUAUAAAUUGUUAUCGCUUU